AAUUCAAGUAGCAAGUCAUGUAUGUAUGUUUUAAUCAGUUUCUAAAUUUUAAAAAUUGAGUUAAGUUGUUUUAAGACACGUAAACAGGUUUUACCAGGAUAUUUUUAUAAAGUUACUUCGCUACUUUCAAUUAUAAGCGCUGUCAGCUGUGCUAGACAGUCGUUCACUAUCCGUCGUUGUGUCAAGUGUUAUUAGUCAGUCUCUCCACGAAAGCGGAAUAUUAUUACUUCAAAACUUUUGUCGAUUAAAUUAUAAAAUAUGGCGUCUCAAAAAAUUAAAGCCGGGCCAGUGGUCGAUUUAUUGGGAGAUGAAAUGACACGAAUUAUUUGGGAUGCUAUUAAAGACAAAUUAAUUUUACCAUUCUUGGAUAUCGAACUUCAUGUAUACGAUUUAGGAAUGGAAUAUCGUGAUCAAACUGAUGAUAAAGUUACGGUUGAAGCUGCCGAAGCAAUUAAAAAAUAUAAAGUAGGUAUUAAGUGUGCCACAAUUACUCCCGACGAAAAACGAGUAGAAGAAUUUAAAUUGAAGAAAAUGUGGAAGUCGCCAAAUGGCACGAUUAGAAAUAUAUUAGGAGGUACUGUUUUUCGUGAGCCAAUUAUUUGUAAGAAUGUACCUAGAAUGGUCAAUACAUGGAAUCUUCCAAUUGUGAUUGGGCGUCAUGCUCAUGCUGAUCAAUACAAAGCUACUGAUUUCCUAGUACCGGGUGCUGGAAAACUAGAACUAAUAUUUACAGGAAACGAUGGUCAAACUAUCCGAGAAACUAUUAAUGAUUUUAGUGCUAGCGGUAUUGCUUUAGGAAUGUUUAACACUGAUUCAUCAAUUAAAGAUUUUGCGCAUUCAUGCUUUAAGUACGCUCUAGCUAGAAAGUAUCCCUUAUACUUAAGUACCAAAAAUACAAUUUUGAAGAAGUACGAUGGACGAUUUAAGGAUAUUUUCCAAGAAAUUUACGAAAAUGAAUAUAAGAAAGCUUAUGAAGCAGCCGGUAUUUGGUACGAACAUCGAUUAAUUGAUGAUAUGGUUGCAUACGCAAUUAAAUCUGAAGGUGGUUUUGUAUGGGCUUGCAAAAAUUACGAUGGUGAUGUACAAUCCGAUUCAAUUGCUCAAGGAUAUGGUUCACUUGGAUUAAUGACAUCUGUAUUAAUUAGCCCUGACGGGGAAACUGUCGAAGCAGAAGCUGCUCAUGGUACUGUUACAAGACAUUAUCGUCAACAUCAACAAGGUAAACCUACGUCCACAAAUUCGAUUGCAUCCAUCUUUGCAUGGACACGGGGCUUACUUCACCGUGCCAAAUUAGAUAACAACGAACAAUUGAAAUCAUUUGCUGAGAAGUUAGAACGUGCAUGCAUUGACACUGUUGAAGAUGGCUUUAUGACCAAAGAUUUAGCAAUAUGUAUUAAGGGAAUGGCCAAUGUAAAAGAAGCUGAUUACUUAGAAACAUUCGCAUUUAUUGAUAAAGUUGCUGAAUACUUAAAGAAAAGUUUAGGACAGUGACUAGUUAUAAAAAGUCAUUUUUAAUUAUAAUUUUUACUUAAUAUUCUCAAACAGUAAUUAUAGAGGAUGGGUGCAAAAUGUAUUAUUUGAUUUUUAAAUAAAUAGAUACUUUUUUUUAUUUAA
Messenger RNA from Chrysoperla carnea, 1614 nucleotides. RefSeq names its product isocitrate dehydrogenase [NADP] cytoplasmic (gene Idh). Bases 259 to 1491 code for a protein of 410 amino acids. The record is from RefSeq and is a predicted model, not a curated record. The transcript has 2 exons. Gene Ontology annotation, molecular function: NAD binding; magnesium ion binding; isocitrate dehydrogenase (NADP+) activity. Lineage: Eukaryota; Metazoa; Arthropoda; Insecta; Neuroptera; Chrysopidae. Gene Ontology annotation, cellular component: cytosol; mitochondrion; peroxisome. Gene Ontology annotation, biological process: isocitrate metabolic process.